AUGUUUUUCGAAUGGAGUUUCUGCGUACUCGUUGUUAUAUGUAUAAUACAGUACUUUUAUACAAGAAGUAAGAGUGUUACAGACGAAAAUCGCAUAUUUCAACAAUUUCAGUGUCGUUAUCUUCUUAUCUAUCUUCUUGCUGCAGCAGGUGACUGGCUUCAAGGACCUUACAUUUAUGUGCUAUACGAUUCUUAUGGGAUGACAAAGCAUGCAAUUGAAUUAUUAUUUAUGUCUAGCUUCGCUUCUAGUCUUAUCUUUGGUACAUUUAUCGCUUCCGCUGCUGAUAAAUACGGACGUCGAUUAAGUUGCUUGUUGUACGCUGUACUAUAUGCUACAGCAUGUGUUACGAUGCAUUUUACGAAUUUCUGGAUUUUAAUCAUUGGUAGAGUAUUUGGUGGUAUAGCGACAUCUAUUUUGUAUAGUGCAUUCGAAUCAUGGUUGCUUUGCGAACACAGUAAGCAUGGUUUCAGUCCGGAUUUGUUGAAAAUAAUUUUUUCAAAUGCAGCUUUGGGCAAUUCAAUUAUAGCGAUUAUUUCUGGACUGGUGGCACAGUACUCCGUCGAUGCUUUUGGAUAUGUAAUUCCGUUCGAUAUAUCAAUUGCGGUGCUAGUAAUGAUGACGAUAUGUGUCAUUGGUUGUUGGACAGAAAAUUAUGGCUGUGAAAAAACAGCCCUCAGUCUGCAGUUUAUGGAUGCAUGUAGUGCUAUGAGAAAUGAUUGGCGAACGAUAUGUUUGGCAUUGAUUCAAAGUUUAUUUGAAGGCACGCUGUGUUUAUUUAUUCUUCAAUGGACACCAACAUUAUCAGAUGCAAAUAAUGGUGUGAUAAAACACGGAUAUAUCUUUGCAUCGUUUAUGGUAGCAAUAAUGAUCGGUUCAAUGACGUUCAAAUUAUUUAGCAAAUAUCAUCGACCAGAAUCAUUCAUGAGAUUUGUAUUGGCAGUAUCAGUUUUAUGCUUAGCUACACCAAUUAUAUGGCCAAAUCAUGCGAUGGCCAUAUUCGCAGCGUUUGUAUUUUUUGAGAUUUGUGUUGGAAUCUUUUGGCCUUCAACGGGUUUCAUGCGUGGAGUUUAUAUUGCUGAAUCUACUCGAGCAACACUUAUGAAUUUUUGUCGUAUUCCACUAAAUGCUAUCGUUAUUAUUAUUUUGUUACAGAACCUAUCACGUCAAAAAAUUUUCCAAUGUUGUGUGAUAUUUUUGACGUUUGCUACAGUUGCUCAACAAUACCUAUACAGAAUCACAACAGAUGAUGGAAAAGAGGAAGCGAAAUUAUCGGUGAUGAACACACCAAUAACAACGGAGAAGAUCGCCGUGUCAGCGCCUACCAAUCCACUAAAUGGUUUAUCGCUAAUUUCUAUAACCAACCAAUAG
Molecule: messenger RNA, 1368 nt
Organism: Cercopithifilaria johnstoni
Lineage: Eukaryota; Metazoa; Nematoda; Chromadorea; Rhabditida; Onchocercidae
Source: the annotation of a GenBank genome assembly